This is a messenger RNA of Pseudocercospora fijiensis CIRAD86, 2399 nucleotides long. RefSeq lists its product as uncharacterized. Gene Ontology annotation, cellular component: translation release factor complex. The record is from RefSeq and is a predicted model, not a curated record. Lineage: Eukaryota; Fungi; Ascomycota; Dothideomycetes; Mycosphaerellales; Mycosphaerellaceae. Gene Ontology annotation, molecular function: translation release factor activity; GTPase activity; GTP binding. Gene Ontology annotation, biological process: translation; nuclear-transcribed mRNA catabolic process, deadenylation-dependent decay; translational termination. The coding region runs from base 77 to 2254 and encodes 725 amino acids. The transcript has a single exon.
CACACCUCCGUUUCUUCCUCUCCUGCCCGCAUACAUCACCGCCGAAUCGUCGCAUAUCGAUUGACUCAACGGCAGCAUGGCGAACGACCAGCCGCCAGACUCGUGGGAGGAUGAGCAUCUCGCCCAGCAGACGCAGCAGCAGAUGAACUUUCAGAGCAGUGCCGCGCCUGCACGCCCGAACACAUUCGUCCCCGGCGCAAACUCAUUCACACCAGGCGCACAAUCCUUCCAGCCAGCCCAGCAGUACCAGCAAUAUGGCUACGGCCAGCAAUAUGGACAAUACCAGCAGUAUGGACAAUAUCAACAGUACGGCUAUGCACAGGGCCAAGGCCAGACAUAUGCGCAGUACGGUCAGCAGGGUGGAAACUAUGGGAACAGCUCUCAACAAUACCCGCAACCAGCACAACAGCAGUCAUAUGUUCCUCCCCACCAGAGGCAACAGCAGCAGCAGACCCCCAUGAUCGCCAAGCGAGGCGAGGCACUUCCAUCAGGCAACCAGCAGCCUGCAGCGCCAAAGCCUGCAGCCUCAAAUGGCGCAGUGAAGACGCUCUCCCUGAGCGCUGCUGAUACUGGCGCUACAAAGCCGAAGGUCGAGAAGACUGGUGGCACCAAGGUCCUGUCUCUUGGCGGCACAUCUGCACCUCCCUCCACAGCCCAAGAGAAGGAGAAGCCGAAGGAGGCCAUCUCCAAAGAUGCACCUGCCGCAGGUAACAAAGUCGCAGCCGCCAAGGCUGUAGAGAAGACAGGCGAAUCUAGUGCAGCGGGCAGCGGCAGAGCUUCGCCAACUCCUUCUGGAUCUGGACGCUCAUCUCCAUCCCGGGCUGAGACCAAGGCUGAAGCUCGCCGGGCUGAUCUGGUUGCACAGGAACAAGCGAACGAGGUUGAUGAGGAGGAGCUCAAGGAGAUGUACGGAAAAGAGCACGUUAAUGUCAUCUUCUUGGGACAUGUUGAUGCAGGCAAGAGUACUUUGGGAGGAAGCAUUCUCUACGCAACUGGUAUGGUAGAUGAGAGAACUAUGGAGAAGUACAAACGGGACGCAAAAGAUCUUGGGCGAGAGUCAUGGUACUUGUCAUGGGCUCUGGACCAGACAAAGGAAGAACGAGCCAAGGGAAAGACAGUCGAGGUUGGUCGAGGAUUCUUUGAAACAGAAAAGCGACGGUACUCCAUCCUUGACGCACCUGGACACAAGACCUAUGUGCCAAACAUGGUGUCUGGUGCUUCGCAGGCAGACAUCGGAGUUCUUGUCAUUUCUGCUCGUAAGGGUGAGUACGAGACAGGGUUCGAGAAGGGUGGCCAGACUCGUGAGCACGCCAUGCUUGCAAAGACCCAAGGUGUGAACAAGCUAGUGAUUGCUGUCAACAAGAUGGAUGACCCCACCGUGAACUGGUCAGAGGAACGAUACAAGGAGUGCACGGCUAAAUUGAUCGCCUUCUUGAAGGGUCUUGGUUACAACCCCAAGACCGACCUUACCAUCAUGCCUAUCUCCGCACAGACCACAGUCGGAAUCAAGACACGAGUACCAAAGGAGACUGCACCAUGGUACGAUGGCCCAUCACUGUUGGAGUACCUCGACUCCAUGCAGCAGCUCGAACGGAAGCUCACUUCGCCAUUCAUGAUGCCCAUUGCCGCCAAGUAUCGAGAUCUUGGAACCAUGAUUGAAGGCAAGAUCGAAGCAGGUGUCAUCAAGAAGGAGAACAAAUACUUGAUGAUGCCAAACCGCGCCGAGAUCACCAUCUCCGCAUUGUACGGGGAGACUGAGGACGAAAUUCCACACGCUACUUGCGGUGACCAAGUCCGCAUUCGUAUCAAGGGAGCUGAAGAAGAAGACAUUCUGCCCGGAUUCGUGCUCUGCUCACCGAAACGCCCCGUACACUGCGUCAACCAAUUCGAAGCUCAAAUCAGAUUACUGGAGCUGAAGUCCAUCCUGUCGGCCGGCUUCAACUGCGUCCUGCACGUCCACUCCGCCACCGAAGAAGUCACCUUCGCAGCUCUGCUCCACAAGUUAGAGCCAAAAACCAACCGCAAGUCGAAGAAGCCUCCGGGCUUCGCUAAGCAGGGCAUGAACAUCAUCGCAAGACUACAGGUUACUGGUGCCGCUGGCGCCGUAUGUGUGGAACGAUUCGAAGACUACCCGCAGCUUGGACGAUUUACGCUGAGAGAUCAGGGUCAGACGAUUGCCAUCGGCAAGAUCACAAAGCUGAUCACGGAUGCAGCUGAGGCAGCUGAGGGUUCUAUCCAGAACACUGCGCCGUAAAUCAGGACACCUUGUGUCGCCAUAGGUGAAGACCAACGAAGUGAAAUGAUGGCACGGCGUGGGUCGAUGAAGAAACGGCCUGGGUGGAAGGAGGUCGUACUUAGCAUAGGUAUCUAUCAACAAUGAAUCUUAGAGUGGUCUCAAA